Raphanus sativus (radish) is the source of this 1213-nucleotide messenger RNA. RefSeq lists its product as uncharacterized. The record is from RefSeq and is a predicted model, not a curated record. The transcript has 2 exons. Gene Ontology annotation, cellular component: U4 snRNP; U2 snRNP; catalytic step 2 spliceosome. Lineage: Eukaryota; Viridiplantae; Streptophyta; Magnoliopsida; Brassicales; Brassicaceae. Bases 167 to 913 code for a protein of 248 amino acids. Gene Ontology annotation, biological process: mRNA splicing, via spliceosome. Gene Ontology annotation, molecular function: RNA binding.
CUUACUUUUUAUUCUCACGGCCAAAACCCCCAAACACUGGCUUCUCGAUUUAGUUUCUGAAACCCUAAUCUCGUUCUCCUCGUCUUGAAUCCUCCUUGACACUCUUGAUUCGCCGGUCGUUUCUCUUCUCAACCGCGCCGCGAGUAUCACUACCGAAUCGACGACAAUGUCGAUGUCGAAGAGCUCCAAGAUGCUCCAGUUCAUAAACUACAGGAUGCGAGUCACAAUCCAAGACGGAAGACAACUCGUCGGCAAAUUCAUGGCCUUCGACCGCCACACGAACCUCGUACUCGGCGACUGCGAGGAGUUCCGCAAGCUUCCCCCUGGUAAAGGCAAGAAGAUCAACGAGGAGAGAGAAGAGCGCCGCACGCUCGGCUUGGUCUUGCUCAGAGGCGAAGAGGUUAUCUCCAUUACGGUCGAAGGACCGCCUCCUCCCGAAGAGUCUCGCUCCAAAGCGGCGGGCUCAGCAGCUGCGGCUCUUGCUGGUGGGCCUGGAGUGGGCCGUGCAGCUGGACGCGGAGUGCCUACGGGCCCGCUAGUUCAUGCUCAGCCUGGGCUUUCGGGCCCGGUUCGUGGAGUCGGUGGGCCUUCGCCGGGGAUGAUGCAGCCUCAGAUCUCUCGGCCUCCGGUUAUGAGGCCUCCGCCUCCGCCUCCUGCUUUUGGUGGUCAAGGUCUUCCUCCUCGAGGUCCUCCUCCGAAUUACGGUAUGAGGCCACCGCAGUUUGGUGGACCGCCGCCGCCUCAGUAUGGGCAGAGGCCUAUGGGUCCUCCUCCUGGUGGUAUGAUGAUGAGAGGUCCUCCUCCACCUCCUCAUGGGAUGCAGGGACCGCCUCCGCCUCGACCUGGUGGUUUUCCUCCGCGUCCCGGCAUGCAAGGACCGCCUCCGCCUAAUCAAUAUAAUCAGCAGCAGUGAUUAGGUAAAAGUUGAAACCUUGUUUAGGGAGCUUUGGAUGUUUCGGCGAACACAUUCAGCUUUUUGUGGAUGACGGAAGAACUUGUGGACGACGCAUCAAAAGACUAAAGACUAUUCGGAUUACGUUUUAUGUCAGGCUUACUGAUUUUGGAUAUAUAAAGUCAUUAUCUGUCUGAAGUCUCUUACUAAAGAAACUGUUUUUGUCUCGAUUUGGAAUUGUAGGAAUCUUGUCUCUUCCAAUCUUACUCUCGGAGGACCUGUUAUUAUUAAGCUGAUAAAUCGAAUUCUUCAACUUUUAUC